Molecule: messenger RNA, 1050 nt
Organism: Mauremys reevesii (Reeves's turtle)
Lineage: Eukaryota; Metazoa; Chordata; Testudines; Geoemydidae
Gene: RPP21
Product: ribonuclease P/MRP subunit p21
Exons: 6
Coding region: 150-740 (196 amino acids)
Biological process (GO): tRNA processing
Cellular component (GO): nucleolar ribonuclease P complex
Source: RefSeq, a predicted model, not a curated record
CCCCAUGAUGUGCGGCAGAGCCAGGCAGGCUGGAGAACUACAUUUCCCAGAGGCCUUUGCUGCUGCAGCUACGUCGGGGGACUGGGCUGAGCAGGAACAGGCUGCAGCUGCUGGUGUCUCCAUGUGACUGAGACCCGCCCCCCACAGCGAUGUCGGCCCAGGUGAAGGAUAAAGAGGCUUUCCAAAGGCUCAGCUUCCUCUACCAGGGGGCGAUGUGGGGCUGUUCCCCUCGCUCUGCAUCUCUUUUCCCCCUGCCCACCCCACAGGCAGCUCACUGUGUCCUCGCCCAGAACCCCGAGAACCAAGAGCUGGUGCGAUUCUACUGCCACACGCAGCGCAGCAUCAGCCGCAGGCUCGUCCUGAGACAGGACCCGUCAGUGAAGAGAACCAUCUGCAAAUCCUGCUCCUCCCUCCUGGUCCCUGGCAUCAGCUCCACGGUGCGCCAGAGAAGGUGCCGCGGCCGGCGCUGGUCCGUCGUACGGUGUCUCUGCUGCGGCCAGACUAAGCGCUUCCCAAGCAACCCUGCGUACAAGCUGUGGGCGGAGCAGCCUGAGGCCCUGCUGGAGAACCAGCCCCAAGCUGACCAGAAACCUGCAGCCCCCCAGGGACCCCCGAAGAAGCCCUCAGCACAGAAGGCCGAAACCCCCAGUGUGACCUCCGGUCUCCAGAGCCGCCCCACCCCGCAGGGGACUGCAGAAGCUGGGAGCCGCAUGGGGAAAGGGGGCCCAAGCAGGAGGUGACCCCCUGGGGAUGGCCGCGAGCAGUGGGCCAGUGGCUUGGAGCCUGAUCCCAGCCGGGGGUGGUAAGGACAGGCCUGGGGGAGGUUUUAGGAGACUCCGUUCGUAAGAGAGGUGCCAAGACUGAUUCGAAAACGGGGAGGAAGAGGAGCGACCCCCUCGAAACUAUCCACUCCUGGGGCACUGGCUGGCUCAGGGGGGUGGGGAAUGGGAUGCGGGGCCUUUCCCCUGUGUGGGGCACCAGCUCCCACCUGGGGCAGGGGACUGGCUGGCUCAGUGGGGCAAGGAACGGGACACGGGGCCUUUCCCCACU